GCAGCCCAAACGGGUGGAGAGUUUAUUUAUAAUUCCUUGUUUUAUUUUUUUGCUGAGCAGGAGUUGGGUCUGUACGAGGAGUUCAAUAUCAAGGAAACACUAUGGUACUUUGGACGCAUCGCCGGUCUGGCCGACGAGACCAUCGAAGCUCAGACGAAGAGCGUGAUGAAACUCCUGGACCUCCCGACGCACGGUGCCGCCGUCGGCAGCCUCAGUGGUGGCCAACAGAGGCGAGUCUCAUUCGCGGUAGCGUUGCUACAUAGGCCGGCGCUCCUGAUCCUGGACGAGCCCACCGUCGGCGUGGACCCUGUUCUUCGACAGAGCAUCUGGGACCAUCUGAUGGAGAUGGUGACGACCAAGAAGACCACUGUCAUUAUCACCACCCACUACAUCGAGGAGGCCAGAUCGGCACAUGCGAUCGGGCUGAUGCGUAACGGCGUGCUGCUGGCGCAGGCCUCCCCCGAGGACCUGCUCACGCGCUUCCACUGCGACAACCUCGAGGACGUGCUGCUGCUGCUGAGCAGACAGCAGGAGGAGCUCGGCGCCAUCGAGGGCCACGAGGACGAGAGCACCAGCUUCGUGCCGGCGGCGCCCGUCGAGAACGAGAACCUGUACCACGUGACGCCGUCCGAGGGGACCAGCCUCAGCCAGGGCAGCACCAUGUGGUCGCGCUUCUACGCCCUCGUGUGGAGAAACAUCACGUGGCUGAGGCGAAGCAAGUGGGUGAUCGGGAUGCUAGUCAUCCUGUCCGUCGUCCAGUCCUGCACGUUCUGCUGGUCCAUCGGCCGCGACCCGAAGGACCUGCCCAUGACCAUCGUCAACGAGGAGUCCAACUGCACCGAGCCCGGUGACAUCCUGUGGCACGGGCGCUGCGGGAACACCACGCAGAUCUCGUGCAUCUACAUCGAGAUGGUCAGCAAUAAGGACGUCGACUUUGACUGGUACACGGACUACGACGAGGCCCUACAGCAAGUCAAGGACGGGAAGUCCUGGGGCGUCCUGUACUUCCGGCACAAUUUCACCAAGAGCCUCUACGAGCGGAUUGAAAACGGGCGGCAGACCUCAGACGCAGACGUGGAAGCCAGUACGGUGGACAUCACCAUGGACAUGACAGACGCCAUGAUCAGUCAGUUGUUGAAGAAAAAACUGCAGGAUCUCAUGCAGGUGUUCAUCAAGGACAUGUUCUCCGAUUGUGGCUACCCCCGGAUGGCGGGCGCGCUCCCAGUGGAGUUUGAGGAGCCCAUCUACGGAGAGUCCGAUCCCGAGUUCAUCAACUUUGCAUCUCCAGGAAUGAUAUGCAGUUUGGUGUUCAUGCUCGCCGGGAACUCCGCCAUGUGCGCGCUCCUGCCCGAGAAAAGGAACUCCAUCCUGGAGAGGCAGCUCGUCACGGGGGUGAAGCUUAUGGAGGUGCUCUACGCCCACUACGUAGUGCAACUGCUGCUCAUGGCCCUGCAGACCGUCAUCAUCUUCACCAUGAUGUUUGGUGUCUUCCAACUCGACAUCGAAGGCUCCUUCAUGCUCUCGUUUACGCUCAUGUUCGUUCUCGGACUCUCCGGGAUGUGGUUCGGGUUCCUGGUGGCGCUGCACGCUCCGACCGAAUGGGCCGCCUCGCUCAUCGGCAUGGCCCUCAGCUUCGUGUUCAUGUUCGUCGGCAGCGUGUCCUGGCCGUGGGAGGGCAUGCACGAGUCGCUCCGGCACGUGUCGCACGCGCUGCCGCUGACCUACCCCGUGCACGGCCUGCGCGUCAUCAUGGGCCGCGGCUGGGGCCUGGACGAGUGGGACGUGUGGGCGGCCUUCCUCGUCACCACGGGCUGGGUCGCCUUCUUCCUCGUCCUCAGCCACGUCUCCAUCCGCCUGCAGAAGGUGUAGGCCCAGCAAUAGUAGAACCACUAUAGGUCCACGACACCAUUUGUUUUUAUUUGUUCCGUGCCGUUUCUGAACCUUCUGCCGUGAAGGAAGCAGCACGAGUACUUGAAGCAUUGCCGGCAUGCGCGCCUGCGCCGUGGGCCGUAGGCAGCCCACCCGGCCCCGCCCC
This is a messenger RNA of Frankliniella occidentalis (western flower thrips), 2035 nucleotides long. Its product is annotated as ABC transporter G family member 20-like. The annotation marks the transcript as partial. The transcript has 12 exons. Lineage: Eukaryota; Metazoa; Arthropoda; Insecta; Thysanoptera; Thripidae. Gene Ontology annotation, molecular function: ATP binding; ABC-type transporter activity; ATP hydrolysis activity. The record is from RefSeq and is a predicted model, not a curated record. Gene Ontology annotation, cellular component: membrane.